Molecule: messenger RNA, 2577 nt
Organism: Pediculus humanus corporis (human body louse)
Lineage: Eukaryota; Metazoa; Arthropoda; Insecta; Psocodea; Pediculidae
Exons: 11
Coding region: 1-2577 (858 amino acids)
Source: RefSeq, a predicted model, not a curated record
AUGGCCGAAGAUGUUGAAAAACUUCUAUGCAGCGAAAGAGUGAGCCAAAUGAGCAAAACUUAUAAUGAUAUAGAAGCGGUAACAAGGCUUCUGGAAGAGAAGGAAAAGGAUUUAGAACUAACUGCUAGGAUAGGAAAAGAACUUUUAACACACAAUAAUAAGUUGGAAAACAAUGUGGCUACUUUAGAAGCGGAAUUAAAAGCAGCCAAUGAUAAAAUUGAGCAAAUUUCUCACGAACUUGCUAAGAAAACCGAACUCAUACAGGUUCUCACAAAUGACACGGAUGAAUCUGGUUCGGAGGCGGGUACUCCCACCGCACUUAAAUGCAUCAACAUCGAGUUCAUGCAACGGCGGAUAAAAACGUUGGAGGAAGAAAAUAAAUCGUUACAGAGAGAAUUUGCACAAUUGGCAAAAGAAGCGGAAAAAGUCGAGGAACAAGAGCAGAAAUUGGUACAGGAUAUUUCUCUGCAAUUGGCCAAUGCGACGGUCGAAGUCGAAGGGAUUUCGGACGAUUUGGAAAAGCAAAAGGAAGAAAACAGGAGUCAACACGAACAAAUCGUCAGCCUUAAAUCAAAGUUGAAAGAUACGGAAGAAAAAUAUCAUAAAGUUUUAUUAGAAAGCGAAGAUUUAACAACCGUAUUGAACAUAACGAAAGAAAAUCAAAAUAAAUUAGCGGCCGAAUUGGUCGAAUUUAAGGACAGGUACGAGGAAGUGAUUAAUCUUUUACAAGACGCACAAGAACAAUUGAAAAAACAAAGGAAAAAAUCAAUGCCAUCCGUGAGAGGAGGUUUGUUCCCCACGCUAUCCUCUUUUGGAACUCAAUUACCCGGCAAUAAUUUAGCUUCCGAACUAGAAAGUUCUCUUUAUUCGGAGCUUAGCUUAGAUUCUGGUAUAAGCACAGAUAGAUUGCGACCCUAUAAAAAAGUUUUCGAAACGGUUAAAUACGCCCAACCGAAAAAUGUUGGUGGUGGUGGUGGUAGUAGUAGAUCGAGUCCGAUAGGAGGAGGAGGAGGAGGAGGUUUUCAAAAGAGUCCCAAUUUAUUAGAACCUUCAAUAGUCACAUCCUCGGCUUCUGCUCCGCGAAUGAGCGCUUUUGCAAGUUAUCCCAAUAAAGGGAUUGAUCCGAAUAGACGUAAUAUAGGAAGUUCUACAGUGUAUAGUUCAUUUAGUGUACAAAGUUUAGAUUCAGUUGGAAUAAACGAUACGGAUUCUGUUACGAGUGACGACAUUAUAUAUCCGAACGGUCCAAUUAUGGGAGUUCCAGGAGUUCCUGGUUCCACGGAAAUUGCAGAAGCUCUUAAACGUUUAACUCCAGCUGAAGUAACGGCUCGAAGAGCUGCUCUAGGUAAUAAUGCUCCCGUAUGUAGGGGUUAUGGCGAAUAUGACGCAACAAUAGUGCCUCUAGGUUGUAGAACUCCAGAUUCUAUUAUGUCUACGGGUAGCAGCGGUUAUAACGGACAUAGUUAUUGGAGGUUACCAAAUAAAUUACAAAUCGUAAAACCCAUGGAGGGAUCACAAACUUUGUAUCAUUGGUCACAAUUGGCCACUCCCACUUUAGGGGGUUUGCUAGAAGAAAGGCCGGGAGUACAGACGAAAGGAGGGAAAAGUUUAGACGAAAUGGGAUUUGAAAUUUACACGUUGUCCGAUUUGGAAGAAGAUGAAGAAUUUGUUAAUCCUGGAAAAAGUUUUCAGAAUUCAAAUAGUAUUUACACGUACACUAAUAGCACCGUCAUGCAUCCCGAUGAUAACACGAGUGUCACACAUAGUCUUGUGGGUAGUAAGGUUUGCACGGGAGCCACCAACAGCCGUCAGUCGACGGCUCCGCCCACUCCUAGAGUUUUAAGUCGUAGGAAUUCUUGUUCGACUUUUUCAACCACGUACGGUUUAGCUAAACUCCUUAACGAACGUGGAAUCGAAGCGGCAACAAUAUCCGCAUUUAACACACCUUCCUGCGAAAAAAGUUUCACUCCGACUGCUACGCCAGCCAACAGUCCGGACGGGUCUCCGAUUUCUUCCAGGUCUCCCUCGCCGACACCGUUUCAUCCUCUUAAAUUACCCGGAUUUCUAUCGAGUGGAGCCGAGCUUCUUAGGCGUACUUUCAUAAGCAAUACUUCGCCGAGGUCUCCACAACGUUCUCGUCGUAAUAAACUCGCACUUUCGCGAUCUGAUCGUAAGGCCUUGUCAGGCAUCAGAUUAGUCGAGAAGAUUGAAAGCCUGGGCCUGGAAACGUUAAUGGCGAACACGACGGGUUUAAUGCAGCCAACUUUGCAAGGUGGUUUGUACUCUCGUCGGAGCUUACCGAGUCCUAUGACUCAACUAACCAAUCUCAAGGGUACUUUGAUGUCUCCAUCGAUCGAUAAAAAUCUGGCGGAGCUGGGAAAGGCGGGAACGGGAACGGGAACGACAAAUCCGGGAGCCGGGAAUAAAAGCCGACGUCGUUUGGAUCUCGGCACCGUAUCAGGAGGAUCUUCGUCUGGAGAACAGCGGCAGCAACAACAGCAACAGCAGCAGCAGUCUUCCGGGCCUUUAGGCACAAUCAGUUCAAUGUUGUUUGGUAGAAAGGGGGGUUUGCUGUAG